Helicoverpa zea (corn earworm) is the source of this 7309-nucleotide messenger RNA. It is a transcript of the gene Prp8, whose product is annotated as pre-mRNA-processing-splicing factor 8. The coding region runs from base 148 to 7242 and encodes 2364 amino acids. Lineage: Eukaryota; Metazoa; Arthropoda; Insecta; Lepidoptera; Noctuidae. The record is from RefSeq and is a predicted model, not a curated record. Gene Ontology annotation, cellular component: U5 snRNP; catalytic step 2 spliceosome. Gene Ontology annotation, biological process: mRNA splicing, via spliceosome; spliceosomal tri-snRNP complex assembly. Gene Ontology annotation, molecular function: protein binding; U2 snRNA binding; U6 snRNA binding. The transcript has 36 exons.
UAUGAUGAAAUUGCAAAUGGCUGCUAAAGUUGCUUUUGCAGUUGUAAUUUUUCGUUAGUGAGUUUAACCAUACAGUACAAUGUUUUAUAGUGGAAAGUUAGUGAAAUACAAGAUUUAACGCUAUAAUAAAAGAAAAGGCGGUCAGCCAUGUCGCUGCCGCCGUACCUGCUGGGGCCCAACCCCUGGGCCACCAUGAUGGCGCAGCAGCAGUUGGCGGCGGCUCAGCAAGCGGCUUUACAAGCCCACGCUGCCGCCGCUGCGGCUGCGCCCCCGGUGCCGCCCUCGCAGCCCCCCAAACCUCAUCAUAUACCUGAAGAGAAGAUCAAGGAGAAAGCCCAAAAAUGGAUGCAGCUCCAAUCAAAACGCUUCGCCGAAAAGCGCAAGUUUGGCUUCGUCGACGCGCAGAAAGAAGACAUGCCUCCAGAACACAUUCGCAAGAUCAUCAGGGACCACGGAGAUAUGACCAGUCGCAAAUACAGACAUGACAAGAGAGUAUACCUUGGAGCCUUGAAGUACAUGCCUCACGCGGUCAUGAAGCUCCUAGAGAACAUGCCUAUGCCCUGGGAACAGAUCCGUGAUGUCAAAGUCCUCUACCACAUCACAGGAGCCAUCACCUUCGUCAACGAAAUUCCUUGGGUCAUUGAACCUGUCUACAUAGCUCAAUGGGGCACCAUGUGGAUCAUGAUGCGUCGAGAGAAACGAGAUCGUAGACACUUCAAGCGUAUGAGGUUCCCGCCAUUCGACGAUGAGGAACCCCCUCUUGAUUACGCCGACAACAUUUUAGACGUGGAACCCUUAGAGCCUAUCCAGAUUGAGUUGGAUCCCGAAGAAGAUGGCGCGGUCGCUUCAUGGUUCUACGACCACAAGCCUCUACUAGGAACGAAACACGUCAAUGGUUCAACAUACAGAAAAUGGAACCUUACAUUGCCGCAAAUGGCUACUCUAUACCGUCUUGGCAAUCAGUUACUGACUGAUUUAGUAGACGACAAUUACUUCUAUCUGUUUGAUUCCAAGAGUUUCUUCACCGCAAAGGCUUUGAACAUGGCAAUACCUGGAGGGCCGAAAUUCGAGCCUCUUGUCAAAGAUAAUUCAGCUGGCGAUGAAGACUGGAAUGAGUUCAAUGACAUCAAUAAGAUCAUUAUUCGUCAGCCAAUCAGGACAGAGUACAGGAUUGCUUUCCCGUACUUGUACAACAAUUUGCCGCAUUUCGUGCAGCUGUCUUGGUACCACACACCAAACGUCGUGUACAUCAAGACAGAAGAUCCUGAUCUUCCAGCCUUCUACUUCGACCCUCUUAUCAAUCCUAUUUCUCACCGUCACUCAGUCAAGUCCUUAGAUCCUCUACCUGAUGAGGAAGAGUUCCUCUUACCUGAGGAAGUGUCGCCAUUCCUGCAAGAGACUGCCUUGUAUACGGAUAAUACGGCCAACGGUAUUGCGCUGUUGUGGUCGCCAAGACCUUUCAACAUGCGAUCAGGACGUACUCGCCGCGCUAUUGACGUGCCUCUUGUCAAAACAUGGUACAAGGAACACUGCCCACCUGGACAGCCUGUCAAAGUCAGGGUUUCCUACCAGAAGUUGCUCAAGUACUAUGUGCUCAAUGCUUUGAAGCAUAGACCGCCCAAGCCACAAAAGAAGAGGUAUCUUUUCCGUUCAUUCAAAUCUACCAAGUUCUUCCAAACCACAACUCUGGACUGGGUGGAAGCGGGUCUUCAGGUGUGUCGCCAAGGUUACAACAUGUUGAACCUGCUCAUCCAUCGCAAGAACUUGAACUAUCUGCAUUUGGACUACAACUUUAACUUGAAGCCGGUUAAGACUUUGACUACCAAGGAAAGAAAGAAGUCUCGGUUUGGUAAUGCUUUCCACUUAUGUCGCGAGAUCCUUCGUCUAACGAAACUCAUAGUGGACUCUCACGUGCAAUACCGCCUCAACAAUGUGGACUCAUUCCAACUGGCUGACGGUUUGCAAUACAUCUUCGCGCACGUGGGACAACUGACCGGCAUGUAUCGGUACAAGUAUAAGCUCAUGAGACAAAUCAGAAUGUGCAAGGAUUUGAAGCAUCUGAUCUACUAUAGGUUUAAUACGGGUCCAGUAUCUAAGGGUCCUGGCUGUGGUUUCUGGGCUCCCGGGUGGCGCGUGUGGCUAUUCUUUAUGCGUGGUAUCACACCGCUGCUGGAGCGCUGGCUCGGAAACUUGCUGUCCAGGCAAUUUGAGGGAAGACAUUCUAAAGGAGUCGCGAAGACCGUCACGAAGCAGCGCGUAGAAUCUCACUUCGACUUGGAGUUACGCGCGUCUGUCAUGCACGACAUCGUCGAUAUGAUGCCUGAAGGUAUCAAGCAAAACAAGGCCAGGACUAUCCUGCAGCAUCUGUCUGAAGCCUGGAGGUGCUGGAAGGCGAAUAUUCCUUGGAAGGUACCGGGACUCCCAACGCCAAUAGAGAACAUGAUUCUCCGCUACGUGAAAAUGAAGGCUGACUGGUGGACGAACACCGCCCACUAUAAUCGUGAACGUAUUCGCCGCGGCGCCACCGUCGACAAGACUGUGUGUAAGAAGAACCUGGGACGACUGACUAGGCUGUACCUCAAGGCUGAACAGGAGAGACAGCAUAACUAUUUGAAGGAUGGUCCAUACAUUUCACCAGAGGAGGCCGUAGCCAUCUACACGACCACUGUCCACUGGCUGGAGUCCCGUCGCUUCGCCCCCAUUCCCUUCCCGCCUCUUUCAUACAAACACGACACGAAACUCCUUAUCUUAGCCUUGGAAAGACUCAAGGAGGCUUAUAGUGUCAAGUCCAGGUUAAACCAGAGUCAGAGAGAAGAGUUAGGACUUAUAGAACAGGCUUAUGAUAAUCCUCACGAAGCCUUGUCCAGGAUUAAGCGUCAUUUGCUUACGCAGAGGACGUUUAGAGAGGUUGGCAUAGAAUUCAUGGACCUAUACUCUCACCUAGUACCAGUAUACGACGUGGAGCCUCUAGAAAAGAUCACAGACGCAUACUUAGACCAGUACUUGUGGUAUGAGGCUGAUAAACGCAGGCUCUUGCCUCCGUGGGUCAAACCGGCUGAUACCGAACCUUCGCCGCUGCUUGUCUACAAAUGGUGUCAAGGUAUAAACAAUCUACAAGAUGUAUGGGAGGUCGGCGAGGGCGAAUGUAACGUUCUUCUAGAGUCGCGCUUCGAGAAACUCUACGAGAAGAUAGAUCUAACACUUCUGAACCGACUGCUGCGUCUUAUCGUCGACCACAACAUCGCUGACUACAUGACCGCUAAGAACAACGUUAUUAUUAAUUAUAAGGACAUGAACCAUACAAACUCGUACGGUAUCAUCCGUGGUCUUCAAUUCGCCUCAUUCAUCGUACAAUACUACGGGCUAGUACUAGACUUACUGGUGCUCGGGUUACAACGCGCCAGUGAGAUGGCGGGCCCGCCGCAGCUGCCUAACGACUUCCUGUCCUAUCAAGACAGGCAGACGGAGACCGCCCAUCCUAUUAGACUGUACUGCCGAUAUGUGGAUAGGAUUCAUAUAUUCUUCAGGUUCACAGCAGAAGAAGCUCGCGACUUAAUUCAGCGUUACCUCACGGAACAUCCUGACCCCAACAACGAGAACAUUGUCGGGUAUAACAACAAGAAGUGCUGGCCUAGGGAUGCAAGGAUGCGACUCAUGAAACAUGAUGUGAAUCUUGGUCGCGCCGUGUUCUGGGACAUAAAGAAUCGUUUGCCUCGCUCAGUCACCACAAUACAAUGGGAGAACAGCUUCGUGUCUGUCUACUCCAAGGACAAUCCUAACUUACUGUUCAACAUGGCUGGCUUUGAAUGUAGGAUACUACCCAAGUGCCGCAGCCAACACGAGGAACUCUGCCACCGCGACGGCGUAUGGAACCUGCAAAACGAAGUGACAAAAGAACGCACAGCACAGUGCUACUUACGAGUUGAUGACGAGUCGCUCGCGCGCUUCCACAACCGCGUGCGGCAGAUACUCAUGGCGUCCGGCUCUACUACCUUCACUAAGAUCGUUAAUAAGUGGAAUACUGCGCUCAUUGGUCUGAUGACAUACUUCCGCGAGGCUGUAGUGAACACACAGGAACUUCUCGACUUGCUCGUAAAAUGCGAGAACAAGAUACAAACUCGUAUAAAGAUUGGUCUGAACUCUAAAAUGCCUUCGCGUUUCCCGCCCGUCGUGUUCUACACGCCAAAGGAGUUGGGAGGGCUUGGUAUGCUGUCUAUGGGCCACGUUUUGAUUCCACAGUCGGACCUCCGCUGGUCCAAGCAAACAGACGUGGGCAUCACCCACUUCCGCUCGGGUAUGUCUCACGACGAAGACCAGCUCAUCCCCAACUUGUACCGCUACAUUCAACCCUGGGAGGCUGAGUUCGUUGACUCGCAACGAGUCUGGGCUGAGUACGCACUGAAGAGGCAAGAAGCUAAUGCUCAGAACAGGCGUCUAACAUUGGAAGAUCUAGAAGAUUCCUGGGACAGAGGCAUUCCUCGUAUAAACACGCUUUUCCAGAAAGAUAGGCAUACGCUAGCUUAUGAUAAAGGAUGGCGUAUUCGUACGGAGUUCAAACAGUACCAGGUCCUGAAACAGAACCCUUUCUGGUGGACACACCAGCGUCACGACGGCAAGCUGUGGAACUUGAACAACUACCGCACGGACAUGAUACAGGCGCUCGGCGGUGUUGAAGGCAUUCUAGAACAUACGCUCUUCAAGGGCACAUACUUCCCGACGUGGGAGGGUCUCUUCUGGGAGAAAGCGUCAGGUUUCGAAGAGUCGAUGAAGUACAAGAAGCUGACCAACGCCCAGCGAUCCGGUUUGAACCAGAUCCCGAACCGUCGCUUCACCUUAUGGUGGUCUCCCACUAUCAACAGGGCCAAUGUGUACGUCGGUUUCCAGGUACAACUGGAUUUGACGGGUAUUUUCAUGCACGGUAAGAUCCCCACGCUGAAGAUUUCGCUCAUUCAGAUCUUCAGAGCUCACUUGUGGCAGAAGGUUCACGAGUCUAUCGUCAUGGACUUGUGUCAGGUAUUCGAUCAAGAGCUAGACGCGCUUGAGAUAGAAACAGUGCAGAAGGAAACCAUUCACCCGCGUAAGUCUUACAAGAUGAACUCGUCGUGUGCCGACAUACUGCUGUUCUCUGCGUACAAGUGGAACGUGUCCCGGCCUUCACUGCUCGCUGAUACCAAAGACACAAUGGACAACACAACAACCCAGAAGUACUGGCUGGACAUCCAGCUGCGCUGGGGAGACUACGACUCGCACGACGUGGAGCGAUACGCCCGCGCCAAGUUCCUCGACUACACCACCGACAACAUGUCCAUCUACCCCUCGCCCACCGGCCUGCUCAUUGCCAUCGAUCUCGCCUACAACUUGCACAGUGCAUACGGCAACUGGUUCCCCGGAUGCAAGCCUCUCAUCCAGCAAGCGAUGGCCAAGAUAAUGAAGGCCAACCCCGCGCUCUAUGUGUUGCGUGAGCGCAUACGUAAGGCGUUACAACUGUACUCCUCCGAGCCCACUGAGCCUUACCUGUCCAGUCAGAACUACGGAGAGCUGUUCUCUAACCAAAUCAUCUGGUUUGUGGACGACACAAAUGUAUACCGCGUGACGAUCCACAAGACGUUCGAGGGUAACUUGACGACCAAGCCUAUCAACGGCGCCAUCUUCAUCUUCAACCCUCGCACCGGACAGCUGUUCCUCAAGAUCAUUCACACCAGCGUGUGGGCCGGACAGAAACGUCUUGGACAGCUCGCCAAAUGGAAGACAGCUGAAGAAGUAGCGGCUUUGAUUCGAUCACUGCCCGUUGAGGAGCAGCCCAAACAAAUUAUUGUCACCAGAAAGGGAAUGUUGGAUCCUCUUGAGGUGCACUUGUUGGACUUCCCUAACAUCGUGAUCAAGGGUUCGGAGUUGCAGUUGCCUUUCCAGGCUUGUCUCAAGGUUGAGAAGUUUGGAGACCUUAUCCUGAAGGCCACUGAGCCUCAGAUGGUGUUGUUCAACUUAUAUGAUGACUGGCUUAAGACUAUCUCUUCUUAUACCGCAUUCAGUCGAUUGAUCCUGAUCCUUCGAGCUCUUCACGUGAACACAGAGCGUACUAAAGUGUUGCUGAAGCCUGAUAAGACGACGCUAACUGAGCCGCAUCACAUCUGGCCCACACUGUCCGAUGAUGACUGGAUCAAGGUGGAAGUGCAGCUCAAAGACCUCAUCCUUGCUGAUUAUGGCAAGAAGAACAACGUCAACGUAGCUUCACUCACCCAAUCAGAGAUCCGCGACAUUAUCCUGGGUAUGGAGAUUUCUGCACCUUCAGCGCAACGACAACAGAUCGCGGAAAUUGAGAAGCAGAGCAAGGAGCAGAGUCAGCUCACCGCCACCACCACCAGGACGGUCAAUAAGCACGGAGACGAGAUCAUCACGUCCACUACCAGUAACUACGAGUCACAGACCUUCAGCUCAAAAACAGAAUGGCGUGUGCGAGCGAUAUCGGCCACCAACCUACAUUUGCGUACUAACCACAUCUACGUGAGCUCAGAUGACAUCAAAGAGAGUGGCUACACUUACAUUCUGCCCAAGAACUUGCUCAAGAAGUUUGUCACUAUUUCUGAUUUGAGAGCACAGAUCGCGUGCUACCUGUACGGCACGUCGCCGGCGGACAACCCGAUGGUGCGCGAGGUGCAGUGCGCCGUGCUGGCGCCGCAGUGGGGCACGCACCAGCAGGUGCACCUGCCGCGACACCUGCCGCGCCACCCCGCGCUGCAGCACCUGCAGCCGCUCGGCUGGAUGCACACGCAGCCCAACGAGCUGCCGCAGCUCUCGCCGCAGGACAUAACAACACACGCGAAAAUAAUGGCUGAAAACCCAACCUGGGACGGCGAGAAAACCAUCAUCAUCACGUGCUCAUUCACGCCCGGCUCAUGUUCCCUCACUGCGUACAAACUGACGCCUUCCGGCUACGAGUGGGGAGCACGGAACACCGACCGCGGGAACAACCCUAAGGGCUAUCUGCCCAGCCACUACGAACGAGUGCAGAUGCUGCUGUCUGAUAGAUUCCUUGGAUACUUCAUGGUGCCUUCGCAGGGAAGCUGGAAUUAUAACUUUAUGGGCGUCCGGCACGACCCGAACAUGAAGUACGGCGUACAACUGGGCAACCCGCGCGAGUUCUACCACGAGGUGCACCGCCCCGCUCACUUCAUGAACUUCGCGGCCAUGGAGGACGCAGCAGCCCCCACGCUCGCAGCGGAUAGAGAGGACCACUUCGCCUAAAUGGCCACACGGUUUUAGUUCUAAGGGAUAGUGUAAAUAAGCGAAAAUAAACUUUUAAUAAAUUUUG